Molecule: messenger RNA, 990 nt
Organism: Nerophis lumbriciformis (worm pipefish)
Lineage: Eukaryota; Metazoa; Chordata; Actinopteri; Syngnathiformes; Syngnathidae
Source: RefSeq, a predicted model, not a curated record
AUGUUUUAUUUCCAGCUGGUGAUCAUGGCUGGGACGGUUCUCCUGGCUUACUACUUCGAGUACACAGACACCUUCCCCGUGCAUAUCCAAGGGUUUUUCUGCUUUGACAAAACCUUCUCCAAGCCAUACCCUGGACCAGACAACACCAGCAAGAUUCCCCCUAUUCUCAUCUACUCGCUUGUCACUGCAAUUCCUACACUCACGAUUCUUGUGGGAGAAUUAUGUGCUUUCUUCACAAAGGCUGAGGGAUUGCAGGAGAAGACCAUUGUCACUGCAGAUUGCUGCUACUUUAACCCCUUACUGAGACGUAUCAUACGCUUCUUAGGUGUUUAUGCCUUUGGCCUAUUUACUACAAGCAUCUUCGCCAAUGCCGGGCAAGUAGUGACAGGAAACCAGACUCCUCACUUCCUUUCAGCAUGCCGACCAAACUACACAGUCCUGGGCUGCCAAUCCAACACGCAGUACAUCACAGAGCGACGGGCAUGUACUGGGAAUCCUCUCAUUGUCAUGUCUGCUCGUAAAUCCUUCCCAUCAAAGGAUGCGGCGCUCAGUGUCUACUCUGCAGUGUACACAGUGAUGUAUGUGACACUGAUGUUCAAGACCAAAGGUACACGUCUGACAAAGCCCACCGUCAGCUUCACCUUGCUGUGUCUGGCAAUGAUCGUAGGCGUGGUCAGGGUGGCUGAAUAUCGCAACCACUGGGCCGAUGUCCUGGCUGGAUUCUUCACUGGCGGCGCUAUAGCUGUUUUUCUGGUAACUUGUGUAAUUAACAACUUCCAGCAAAUGCAGCCUACCCCUACUGCACAACUGCCCCAGUGCCAUGAGUCGACAAUGGGUAUGCCAAUGGUGACGCUGCCCUGUGUAGAGAGUCCAGUAGAAAAACUUCACGGAGAUCUCCGUUCACCGAGAUCACAUGACCAUCAGCCCUAUCGGUUCCCCACCAAACCCGAUGUCCUCAUACUGUCUCGCUCCAUUUCCAGCGAAGUCUAG